Molecule: messenger RNA, 1542 nt
Organism: Neoarthrinium moseri
Lineage: Eukaryota; Fungi; Ascomycota; Sordariomycetes; Amphisphaeriales; Apiosporaceae
Exons: 8
Coding region: 1-1542 (513 amino acids)
Biological process (GO): transmembrane transport; carbohydrate transport
Cellular component (GO): membrane
Molecular function (GO): carbohydrate:proton symporter activity
Source: RefSeq, a predicted model, not a curated record
AUGACCAUUCUGACUGGCCGUCCGCUCCACUGGGCAAUCACUGCCGCAGCCGGUUGCGGCUUUCUACUCUUUGGAUAUGACCAGGGUGUCAUGUCCGGUCUUUUGACCGGAGCGGCUUUCACAGCCCAGUUUCCGGAAAUCGAUACCACCGCUGGAGCUGGCGGAAGCGCUUCGCUCCAGGGCACCGUAGUGGCCAUCUAUGAGAUUGGGUGUUUCUUCGGUUCGAUUCUUGCACUUGUAUUCGGAGAGAAGAUUGGUCGGAGGAAGACUAUCAUGGCAGGCUGUCUUGUGCUCUGCGUUGGUGGCGCGCUUCAGGCUUGCGCGUAUUCCAUCCCGCACAUGAUUGUGGGUCGCAUCGUCGCUGGUUUGGGAAAUGGUCUCAAUACAAGCACAAUUCCCGUUUGGCAUUCCGAGUUGAUGAUGGCGCAUAAGCGCGGAAAAGGGCUGAGCAUCGAACUUGCUAUCAACAUCUUUGGUGUCAUGACUGCAUACUGGGUUGACUAUGGGAUGUCAUACGUCGAUAAUGAAUCGCAGUUCCGUUUUCCCUUGGCUCUUCAAUGCCUUUUUGCGCUCCUAACGUUCGCCCUCAUCAUCUUACUGCCAGAGUCACCACGUUGGCUGAUUGCACAAGACCGACACGAUGAAGCGCGUUCAAUCCUGCUGGCCUUACUUCCUGUCGUUAAGAACGUACAGACCGACGACGAACCGGUAAAUCGAGAAAUGAGUGAGAUCCAGCACGCAAUCGACGAGGAACGAGAGGCUGCCCAUGGAAAUUCUUACCGAGCACUGUUCAAGAAUGGAGAACAGAAAUUCUUUUACAGGACAAUGCUGGGCAUUGGAGGACAGUUUAUGCAACAGCUUUCAGGGAUAAAUUUAAUCACCUACGCAAUAUUGCAGUACGCUCCCAGCAUAUUUCAAAACUCCGUGGGACUUUCGCACAACCUGUCCCUUCUGCUGGCUGGGUUCAAUGGUGUUGCCUACUUUCUUUCUUCGCUGAUCCCUAUAUGGAUUAUCGACCGUCUCGGUCGCCGAAAACUGAUGCUGUUCGCUGCAGCAGGACAGGGUGCUUGUAUGGCAAUUUUGGCUGGCACUGUUCGCAAUGGUUCUGCCCCCGCUGGUAUUGUGGCGUCAAUCAUGCUCUUCAUGUUCAACUUCUUCUUCGCAAUCGGCUUGCUCGCCAUUCCUUGGCUACUUCCCGCCGAAUAUGCACCCCUCGCCAUCCGACAGCGAGCGGCGGCCCUCGCGUCAGCAUCGAACUGGAUCUUCACGUUCCUCGUUGUUGAGAUCACUCCUGUCAGCAUUAGCAAUAUCGGAUGGCGUACAUAUGUCUAUUUUUGCAUCUUUAACUUCUGUUUCCUGCCGCUCAUCUACUUUUUCUACCCUGAGACACAGAACUUGUCUCUCGAGCAAAUUGACAAGCUUUUCACAGGCGGCAAGGUUAUGCUUCACUGGAAGCCGUCCAUGGGCGAUGCUGUCAACACCAACCGCUCUGAGCUGAUAGAGAAGGUCGAAGGACAACAUAUCGAGAAAUCUGGGGUAUAG